GGUAUGCGGGCCCGGCCUCGCCUUCCUGGGCUUUGCCGGCCAAUCGUGGGGAAAAAAAAAAAAAAAAAGCAAGCGAGGAAUUUUGACCAGUUGAGAGCCAGCUCGAGCGGGGCAAGCAGGAAGGGAAGGAAAAGGGUUGCUGCCGGAAUCCAGAGGUGUUGCUGUACAACAUGAGGCUGAAUGAAAGGCUGAUCAGGCCCUUCCAAGCUCCUGCCACAGUCCGAAACUUCUCAGGUAGUCAAGUGUUUUUGUUCCGAAGCGGCAGACAAUCUGAUUCUGAGGACUCGUCAGAGGAAGAGUUCAACGCGACGGAAUUACGUGCCAGGGGGAAAGACCCCCAGCCAUCCGGUUCUUCCCAGAAGAGAGUUGGGGACGUACAGCUUCUAGAGCGGGUCGUUAAAGGAGACGACAACCUCAUCAAGUUGGCUCUGCAAUACGGGUGCAAAGUUGAAGAUAUCAAGAGGGUUAAUAACUUUAUCCAAGAACAAGACUUCUAUGCUCUGAAAUCCAUCAAGAUUCCAGUCAAGGUUAAUGGACUACUGACGGAGACCAGCAAUGAGCUGCUACCCCUUCAGACUCCUGCUCCACGACCCGAAUACUCCAUAUCCAUAGAUCCAGAAAGCAGGAGUGGUGACCAUGAACAAAUCGAUCAGUAUUUCAGAGGGAUUGACCAAAACAUUGAAAGAGUGACACAGCUGGAAAUCCCUUCAUGCAGAGAUCCCUUCAUUGAACCUUCGAACCAGUCAACUCCGGAGCAGAAAGCCACCUGCUCCGGAGCAGAUUAUGGGAUCCAGUGGUGGAAAGCAGUCUUUCUUAUGCUCCUGAUAGGAAUCGUUUUGCCUGUGUUUUAUAUUGUCUAUUUUAAGACCCAGCAACUAGAUGUGGUUCCCAGUACCUCCAACACGACGGAACCCGUUAAAAUCUCAGUGAACGGUUCUUUGGUGGGAAGAUCAAACUAUGUUGGGCGAGAAAGUACCCCCACUAUCCAUACUACUAAACAAACUUUCAUCCCACCAGGAGGGUGACAUGGCCUGGCCUGCUUUCCCUGCCCCAAAAGAUCUGGAAGUAACAACAGAUUCUGGGUCGUCGUCGUCCCCCUGUCCCCCCAAAGUACAGUAUUGAGCAGUGGAGCCUAUCUUUGUUAUUUGUGGUUACUGAUGAAUUUUGAGUGAAGGCCAGGCAGAGGAACAACAGGGCAAAAUGAGUCAUGGAAGAUAAUUAGCCAAUUGUGAGCCUGCUCCCAACUGUGUAAGAAGGGACGUUUUUUUAAUACCCAAAAUGAGGGCAGAACCCCAACCUACAGCGGCAUCCUACCGAUGCCCAGGUUUUCCACACUAGACCUCAGCUUCCAAAACCCCUUUUUAACUUUCUUCAGUCCCUUUUUACUGUUAAAACACAUUUCUCAACACGGUGUAACUAGGGUGAUUUUUUUCAGUGAAUGCAGUUUGGGUGAUAUCCCUAUUCCUCGUGCAGGGUUUUGUGAGGCCUGGCCCUUUUGAGGAAAUAAGAUGCAUCCAAAUUAUCCAGCAAAAGCCAGAACACUGCAUGUGUUGAGCAAAAAUGAUUAAAAGCCAUGUUUGAGACCUGCAAAUUAGAAUUUGGGGGCGUCGUUUACAUACAUAAUUUAUUUUUGUUUUGCAAGUUGCCAGUAUAGAUCUAUUGUAAACCUUGUGGCCAGGGAAGCUACAGGUCUAUUUUGACAUCAAUCUGCCUCAACUGGAGAGGGCUUUUUUUCCUGUUUUUAAUGCGCAUGUUUUAAUGCUCAUUUAUGUUAUGUCUCUCAUUGACUAGCACCCCACUUAUAGAUGAGUGGAUGUAUACAACUGGCUAGAAAACUUCCUCUUAAGCUUCGUGACUGGAAUACAGGAAGUCCUUACAAACAAUUCAUUUAGUGACUGUUCAAAGUUACAGCAGCACUGAGAAAAGUGACUUAUGACCAUUUCUCAUGCUCGUGACUGUUCAACUAUACCCACAUGAUCAAAAUUCAGAUACUUGGUAAUCCAAUUAUUUGACUAACCCUGAAUAGCUUCAGUAAAGACGCAGCCAGUGGUGGAGAACUUUUGUCUGGGCCCUUGGGCAACUGUUCUAAAAAUGCUUCCCUCCCUUUUCAUUGUGGUGAAUCUAAUAUCAGAAUUGGAUGAAAUACGCAAGAGCAAAAAACCAGCAGUGGAAUAAUUGGACUUCCCUCAUUGCUCUCUAUAAAGUAUUAAUCAUCAAGGGGAAGAUAUUAAACAGUUCUUCUUUCCAAUUAUGUCUACCCAUGGAAAAUAGUACAAAGAUGAUGCCAUGAAAAAUGAUGAACAUUCUACCAAUAAAGGAGAAUAUUUGUUGAAAUGAAGGGUCCUUGGUGCUCUGUUCUUGGUUGUUUUCUUGCAGAGGUUUUAAACAUGAUGAAGUUAGAUAAUGAAAUAUCUGCAAGAUGACAACCAAACGCAAAGAGCACUACGGGCCCCUCAAUUAACAUUCUUUGAAAUGAAUUUCUUUCAGAUGAUAAAACAAGACUUUCUUAGUUAGGUCCAUAGCUGAUUGGCUUACUAAUUUCCAUUUCCUCUUUGAGUAACUGACAAUCCAAUAACGAAACAGGUUACCAAAGUUUAUAAUUCUGUGGUGCAACAGAGUCCUGAUCUAGAACAUUCCUGUUCAUUGAUGUUAACCAAUCUGAGUAAUGCAAGCAAAUAAAGUCCUAUGAUCCCAAAUCAUAUACCAUAUCUUCCAUUAUCAGUUAUCUUGUCAAAUGUAAGACAAAUAAAACAUUUAAUGGACUGGUUGCACCACUGAAGUUCUUUCUUUUAACACAUAUUGGGCCAGGAGAAAAUUUUGAUGGGAGCAACUUGAAUAUGGUGAAACAGAAAGGAGUUUGUCCCUCUUCAUUCUUCCUAUGCAAAACUGCCCCCCUUUUUUCACACCCUGUCCUCCAUUGCUGUCAUUAAAAAAAAAAAUAAAAGUAUUUCCCACUUCUACAAAUCAAAUAAUGUGAUAUUGUAAUAAAAAGACAUAAGCAAACCUGAUUUUUGGUUGAAGUAGUUUAAGAAUCUUUGGAAUAUUUUUAAUUGAGUAUUUAAACUUAUCAUCUUUGAGCUAUGACUAUAUGUUUUUUAAUAAAGUUGAAGUAUUAAGUUUACA
Molecule: messenger RNA, 3123 nt
Organism: Notechis scutatus (mainland tiger snake)
Lineage: Eukaryota; Metazoa; Chordata; Lepidosauria; Squamata; Elapidae
Gene: LYSMD4
Product: LysM domain containing 4
Source: RefSeq, a predicted model, not a curated record